Oncorhynchus tshawytscha (Chinook salmon) is the source of this 4607-nucleotide messenger RNA. RefSeq names its product CCR4-NOT transcription complex subunit 3-like. Gene Ontology annotation, cellular component: P-body; CCR4-NOT core complex; nucleus. Lineage: Eukaryota; Metazoa; Chordata; Actinopteri; Salmoniformes; Salmonidae. The record is from RefSeq and is a predicted model, not a curated record. The transcript is spliced from 18 exons. Gene Ontology annotation, biological process: nuclear-transcribed mRNA poly(A) tail shortening; regulation of stem cell population maintenance; regulation of DNA-templated transcription. Bases 203 to 3001 code for a protein of 932 amino acids.
CAGCGGAGGAGGUGUUCCUGGUAGCCAUCUUGGAUGUGCGGAGUGAUUGUUUGGCGAAAAUAAUUAAUACAAUUUAGAAAAAUAGCGUGAGGACUUGGGAAAAUACGAUUUAAAAGAGUGGGGUCAACUAAUAAAAGAAAAGCUUAAUCGGAAAAUCCAGUGAAAGAAGUAAGGCAUGAAGAAAGCAUCCUAGUCAACAGUCAUGGCUGAUAAAAGGAAACUUCAAGGUGAAAUAGAUCGAUGUUUGAAAAAAGUUACGGAAGGCGUGGAACAGUUUGAAGACAUUUGGCAAAAGCUUCACAAUGCAGCCAAUGCUAACCAGAAGGAGAAGUAUGAAGCCGACCUCAAGAAAGAGAUUAAAAAACUACAGCGUCUUCGAGACCAAAUCAAGACGUGGGUGGCCUCCAACGAGAUCAAAGACAAAAGGCAGCUAGUGGAGAAUCGCAAACUCAUUGAGACGCAAAUGGAGCGGUUCAAGAUCGUGGAACGAGAGACCAAGACAAAGGCUUACUCGAAGGAGGGGCUGGGCCUGGCACAGAAGGUGGACCCGGCCCAAAGGGAGAAGGAGGAGGUCGGCAAUUGGCUAACGAAUACGAUAGACACUCUGAACAUGCAGGUGGAUCAGUUUGAGAGCGAAGUGGAGUCCCUCUCAGUCCAGACUCGAAAGAAGAAGGGAGACAAAGAGAAACAGGACCGCAUCGAAGAGCUGAAACGCUUCAUCGAGAAGCACCGGUACCACAUCCGGAUGCUGGAGACCAUCCUGCGGAUGCUGGACAACGACACCUUGCCGGUGGACUCCAUCCGCAAGAUCAAGGACGACGUGGAGUACUACAUGGACUCGUCGCAGGACCCCGACUUCGAGGAGAACGAGUUCCUCUACGACGACCUGGAUCUGGAGGAGCUCCCUACCUCUCCCUCUGUCUCCCCCCAUCCAUCUCUUGUGUCUCUAGCCGGGUCGCUGGUGGCCACGUCCCCGCCGGGCCAAUCGCUCCUGGACGACGAUCUCUUCCAUCAGAUCUCCAGCGGCACGCCUACCUCCACCACUUCCUCCUCGCCCAUUCCCGCCACGUACACUACGGAGAACUCUGAAGAUGACAAGAAAAGGGGACGUUCGACAGACAGUGAAAUCAGUCAGUCACCUGUCAAGAAUGGCAACCCCUCUUCGUCGUUGUCUUCAUCGUCCUCGUCCUCCUCGUCCUCCUCUUCAUCAUCUGCCUCUGGCGCCUCCUCGGGAGCAGCCUCUUCCUCGCUGGUCUCUAUGGUGACCAUCGCCGGAGGCGGCCAGGCCAACGCUGGGGGCAACAACAACAGCCUUCUGGGCAACAUGGGGGGUCUCCUCUCCAACUCUGGCAGCUACAGCGACGCUACCCAGCAGCAACUUCAGCAGCAUCACCAAACGCAGCAGGCCAGAAACUCAAUCCUCUCCUCCAACGCCUCCUCCAGCCCCUCGAACAACAUCCUUCUCCCCAGCCCCUCCGCCUCCUCGCCCGCCAUCUCUAGCACAGCCCUCACACCCAACACCCAGCCGCAGGCUCCGUCAAGGCCCUCUCCGGGCUCCACCUUGGGGCUCGGGUUGGGCUUGGGCCUUGGUAAAGGCGGCAUGAGUGGGUCACCGGCUGUCAGUCAGAUGUCGGGCCUUGGCCUGUCAGGGAUGCCGGCGUCCUUAAACACCAUGGCCGGACUCCUGGCGGGCUCCACUUCGGCCCCCUACGCCAUGGCAGCAGCAGGCUCCGGGACCAUAGGAAGCCCCCUUGCAGGGAAAAUCAGCAGCCUGAGCACUAGCAGCACUAACUCCAGCGCAGUGGGACCGGUGAGUGGACUCAGCGACAGGUCCACGGGCCUUUUGGGCUCUGUGCCCGGUGCAGUUGGUGUCAGUGGUGGGGGCCUUGGCUCAGGACAGUCGACAGUCCAGGGCCCUCCACUGGUGUCCCCCAGUCCCAUAGGAGGAGGCCUGACCCCUGGAAGCAGCCUGGGAGCUAUAGGAAGCAUUGGAGGGAACUCUGGAUCAGGAGCGCCAAGUAACAGCUUGGGCAUCGGAGGAGGAAGCGCGGCGAUCGCAAGGCCACCCAGUGGACAGAAGCAGAAUGGUAGCACUAGUUACAGUGCUGUAGUAGCAGACAGCACACCAGAUUCUGCCCUCAACAUUGCCAGCCAAUUACAAAGCAGCCAACCCUCGUCUUUGAUCUCCACCACCAAUCAGCUUAAAGACAGUGUCCCCAGCCUUUUAGGGUCCAUGACCCUACCCACCAGCACUCCCUCGCCAUCCUACAUUGAGAGUAAACCUUCAGGCAGCAGUAUGCUCAACGGGCCGCUCUCCUACACACAGGCCUCUGAAAGCAUGAAGCCCCAGGAGCCUCUGAGUACUGUGAAGUCCAUGGCCGAACAAGCGGCACUGGGCUCAGCAAUGGAGGGAGAGUUGCCCCCUCUGCACCUCACCACAGACAUUUUCCCCAGCACUACAGCGCCUCCAGGGCCUCCCUCGGCCCCCCAGCAGCCCUCGCUCUCGGAGGUCAGCAUCCCCCCAUCGCUGGGUGUGUGCCCGCUGGGGCCCGUACCCCUGUCCAAAGACCAGCUGUACCAGCAGGCCAUGCAGGAGUCGGCCUGGACGCACAUGCCCCACCCCUCCGACUCAGAGCGGAUCAGGCAGUACCUGAUGAGGAACCCGUGUCCCACCCUGCCUUUCCACCACCAGGUGCCACCCCCCCACUCCGACUCUGUGGAGUUCUACCAGAGACUGUCCACGGAGACACUGUUCUUCAUAUUCUACUACCUAGAGGGCACCAAGGCCCAGUAUCUGGCAGCCAAGGCCUUGAAGAAGCAGUCGUGGCGGUUCCACACCAAGUACAUGAUGUGGUUCCAGAGGCACGAGGAGCCCAAGACCAUCACAGAUGAGUUUGAGCAGGGGACGUACAUUUACUUCGACUACGAGAAGUGGGGACAACGGAAGAAGGAAGGAUUCACGUUUGAGUACAGGUACCUUGAAGACCGAGACCUCCAGUGACAUAAGGCAGAGAAGGCGAAUAAAAGAAGGGUGGACUACUGUCGACAUUCCUGGAUUGAACUCAACACACUGGGAAGAGGGACGGAUGCAGACGCGAGACUGAGCCAGUCUGAGAACAACAUAAUGCAUUUGGAGCUCCUCCCUCUUUGCCUUGCGACGCCACACCCCUACAGUGAUAAACCCCUCCCUCUUUUCCCAUCAGGCUGUUUUUGAUUUAGAUUGAAGCUUUUAAUCUCUUACCUGAACUGGAUCCUUUUCUUUUUUUUCUUUUUUUUGGCAGAUAAGAAAUCAUGAUUUCAUAUGUUUGGUUGAUAACGCACUCUGUAUUGUUUUUUUCUUCAAAACUCACCUACCACUCAUUGACAACCAAAGAUGAUUGGUCAAAUCCGUCUUAAUUCUCAGCAGUAUGGCAGUCCAAUUUAAUUAAUAAAUAAAUAAAAAUGUUUAAAAAAAAGUGACAAGGCACAGAGAAAGGCCAAUCAAAUGAGCCCUUGGGGGAUGUUGGGUCCGGGGUGGUUCCAAAGCGUUUCACAGCAGUCAGGUCAUCGCUGGGUUGUACACAAGCUAAAGACUAGAUGGAGAAACGGUAGCAUUUCCAUGCUACAAUAAGUGCUUAUUGGGUUGACUCCAUGUUUUAUCCCUAAUGAAUACUCUCUUCAGGGUCACCAGCCCCGCCCUAAUAUUAGACUAAUAGCUGCCUCUUGGGUACACCCAGCAUUGACCACACUGCCAUAAAGACUGCUGUAGUACAACAUGGUAACCAAUUCAUUCUUGUCCCACGUUACAACAUUACGUUUAUAUUGCUGUGGGCAACAAACCACACCAGCACUGAAGUGUCUCGUCUGUAGAGAAAGUUUACAGGUGUUUUUCACCCCAGAGGCGGGCUUUUACAAUAAAACGCAAGACUGCCCUAGUAAUAAACAAGUCAUUAUUUUUGUUCCCGUCACUUUGAUGAUAAUGUACAAAUCAAUUGUGAUUGCACUUCCAAAUUCACUUCAACCACCAGGUAGAUAUUUCCUUUUCUCAGGAAGUGGUUGAAGGAUCAUUAUGUGAGGAAAUAUACCGCGUCAGAAGCUCCAUCAUAGCAGUACAAAAAAACAAACACAAAUCAGACUGACACCUCCUGGCAAUUUUGUUUUGUCUGCCCCAAUAAGGCUUUCUAUUCCCAUUUAAUGGCCAUUUGUUUCAUUUCUAAAAGGCUUUUUAAAAAUGGUAUCCUUCAAUGUUUGGAGUGCAAUCUUAAGUUUGUCAUUUUCAUUUGCCUGUGUCAUCUCAGAGAUGGAAAGCGUUUAAAUUCUAAGGCGUUGAGACCCUUUUAUUUUUUUAAAGAAAACUUGUCGGGGCACCAUUCACUGACAAGCCUGCUGUUUUUAAUGUUAUCUUUACCUAUUGGGUGAGCGGAAGGGAAGUCAUCCAGAGGUGAAAUGUGAAUCUCUCCCCCUCUGAAAGGGUGUUGUAUAGACUGUCACGUUCAUCCUUUCCGUUUUGUCGUUGUCUUCUGGACAGCAUGACACUUGCAAAGUGGAGCUGAGAAAAUUAAGUAAAUAUGAAGCAUAACCAUGAAUAAAGGAUUGUAAAAUAUUAAUAAAAUAAUUACUUUUCAGAA